AUGGAGAUGACGCCUUGUCCCAUGCAAGUGGGAGGAGAAGGGCACGUCGUGGAAAUCGACGAGACUUCACUGAAAAAGAAGUCGAAGUACAACCGGGGCAAGCACUACCCCGACGUGUGGUUGUUCGGUGGGGUCGAUAAGACCACCAACAAGCGGUUCGGGAUCCUGACCUACAGCAACCGAACGAAACCUGUGCUGACGACGAUCAUCAAGCAGUACAUCAAGCCGGGAACCACGAUCAUGUCCGACCAGUACGCGUCGUACGUCUCGGUGAACCAGAAGCACACGCUUGCCAACUACAAGCCGCUGCAACUACGUACCGGCGCCCACACGAACCGAAUUGAGGGCACGUGGGAGAUCCGGAUCAAGCAGCACAUCAAGCGCAUGCGCCGCAUGUCGGUGAACAUGAUUCCGGAGUACCUCGAUGAGUACCUGUGGCGCUCGUGGUUCCUGCCGGAGAAGGCGACGCCGACCGACUCGCGGCGAGGUCUCAUCAAGGCCAUCAGGAAGUACGCGUGA
Phytophthora sojae is the source of this 519-nucleotide messenger RNA. RefSeq lists its product as hypothetical. The coding region runs from base 1 to 519 and encodes 172 amino acids. The transcript is spliced from 3 exons. The record is from RefSeq and is a predicted model, not a curated record. NCBI's taxonomy places the organism in Eukaryota, Oomycota, Peronosporomycetes, Peronosporales, Peronosporaceae.